GUUAGUGCUAGCAAUUAAAGCGUAUCUUCUACCCAGGCCUCAACAUGAAAAGCGAUGAAAAAAUAAUCCGAUUAUUAGCGUGGAUGAAGAGGUAUCAAACGGCGCUAUGUGCGAAAUGAAUAGAAUAGAUCAUACGUGGGGAUAAAAAGUAAUAUAGUGCCGAGUGAGUUACAUCAUGGUCAAUAGCACCAGAGAUGACUCGAGAUUAGGACACAGACAAGAAAAAUGCCUUUGACCGAUCUCCUUGUGCUCCGAGAAGGAGCUGCCCGUAUGAGAUGACGUACUCACUCUCGGGGCUCUGAAGAGGGCUACGUCUCCAUUCGUCAGAGGAGAAAGGCCUGGAAGAUACGGUCGCUCUUUCAGCGAUAGGAGCAGAAGAAAACGAGGCAACGAAUCUCCUUCACUGCGCUUCGAUAGAACGUGUUGUAGCAAUACUUCAGGCAGAGAUAAAAAAAAGCUCCUACUCAGACCUGACAACAUCAACAACCAGAACUAUUUUCUAGUUCAUCCUAAUAUUACCUCCGAGUCCGAGUCCAAGUAGUUCUAGUACUACGGCUACCACGACAAGAUGUACGUCGAAGAGGUCCGCAUCGACGGGUUCAAGUCGUACUCGACAUUGGUCAAGGUGGGACCAUUUGAUCGCCAAUUCAAUGCCAUCACGGGUCAGAACGGAACGGGGAAAAGCAACAUCCUCGACUCCAUAUGCUUCGUGCUCGGAAUCACAAAUUUGUUUAUGGCAAUGCAUGGUGAUACUUUCAAGGGUCAUAAGUACUUUCUGUAGUUGGAUCUCCUAGGAAUCUGCCAUACAACAUGCACUGCUUAAGUAGAUUGCAUCACACUGCCUAUGAUACGUAUACUAGAUAGUCCUUCUAGCUAGAUACCGAAUAGAACUGUUUUACUUUUUGCUCCCGUACUUCCAGUACAACUACCGCUACUACUUCUGCCCAUUGUUCUCCUCUAAUUUUUCUCAAGUCCGAGUGGCUUCUUUGAGCGAAUUGGUGUACAAGCAGGGACAAGCCGGCGUAACCAAAGCGAGCGUCACUGUGGUCUUCAACAAUGAAGACAAAGCCAAUGCUCCGAUUGGCUAUAAAGAUCCGGAUAAGAUCGAGGUGACUCGACAGGUGUUAUGGGUUUCGGAGUAGUGAGGAAAAAGAUAAAGUAAAGGCACUUCUAAGAUGUUUAAGUAGAAGCUCACCAACGAGGAGAUGGACCUCUUUCUACCCCUCUAAAAGUCGUCAUCCAAGGUCGUAACCGAUGGUUCAUCAACAACCAAGCGAAGCAACAGGGAGACGUCGCCAACCUCUUCCAGAGUGUCCAGCUGAAUGUGAACAACCCACAUUUCCUUAUCAUGCAAGGUCGGAUUACGAAGGUAAUCAAUAUGAAGCCACACGAAACGCUAGCCAUGAUUGAAGAAGCAGCAGGGACAAAGAUGUAUGAGGUACUUACAUAGACAAGAAUACAAGUACUUAGUACAUAGACAUAGACAAUAUUACUUUUGAUGACAUUCGUUUUCGUUCAAAUCAUGAUGGUUCGCUGGGAUGAAUUUCAAGUUUCUACUUUUGAUUUCUAUGUUGAUCGAAGGUGCAUGGCAAAAAUGUCAAGACACCUUUUCGAACCGCCUAUCUCCCUACCUCCAGGUGAAGAAACAGCAAUCGUUGAGGAAUUUGGAGAAAAAGAAGGGGAAAGUGGAUAAUAUCAAUCGAGUACUGGAAGAAGAGAUCUCGCCGACGAUAAAGAAGCUUGAGCAGGAGAAGAAAAACUUUCUUCAGUGGUCAGCAAAUAAUCACGAAAUCGAGAGGUACAACUACAACAUUGUGGUUUUUUGUUGUUUGCGAAGAGCUUCUCUAGGAAGGGGUGCUCACAACAAUUUACAUGUUAGAUUGUUCUCAUCUCAUUCUACUUCGUCUGCAUCUUCACGUAAGUAUUUCAUUUUGUUUCAGAAAAAUCUUCACAUAUUUUUUCGUAGAAUUUAAGUUGGCUUAGAAAACUUUGAUUUUUCUAUUCGAUUUUAAUCAAACGUGGAUGAUGAUCAUGAUUAGGAUUUCCGAAUGCAGGCCAGAAUAUUAAAAAUUUGAUUUUAUUCCGUUUUACUUCAAUUUCAAAUCAUAGGAACAUAGAAGCGCUGAGCCUCGAAACCUCAGCUGUAACGUGAUUCUAUCCAUAAUUCUUGUCAGAAAACCCAAAAAUUUUGAUUUUAUUCCGUUUUAAUUCAAUUUCAAAUCAUAGGAACACAGAAGCGCUGAGCGUCGAAAUCUCAGCUGUAACGUGCUUCUAUUCAUAUUUCUCGUCAGAAAACUGAAAAUUUUGAUUUUAGUCCGUUUUAAUUUAAUUUCAAAUCAUAUGCUCCUUAUUUGAGAAUCUAUUCUCAAUUGUGAACAAGUGAUACUUAUCAACACAAGGUUGAUGCGUUUCAAUAAUGCUGCCGACUUUUUGGGCUGGAAGAAGAAAGAAGAAGCUGCGCGGGGUGAAAAAGAGGAUGCUGCCAAAAUGUUGGAGACUCGAGUUAUGUUGAGGCAAUCUGAAACUCUUUGACGAAGAGGACAUAAUUAAAGAGCUUUGGUUUUCUUUUUUCAAAUUCGAACCGUUUAGUUUGAGCUGCUCCCCAACCCUCUCCUCUUAAAACAUGAGUUGGACGUUGGUCGUCGGUUGCGAGCUUCAUUGUAUGAAAAGAAUGAAUUGUAGACGGUAAGCCCUAGCAGCUCUUCUAAUCCAUUAGAAGAAAGAACCACGCUGGGAGCUCGGUUAGAAGCACUUGCCGAGGAGAUGAAGGAGAAAUUGGCUGGCAGAGAAGAAGGAGAUGAAAUGAAGGCUGCUAAAAUUAAGAGCGUCCUCUACUUAACUAUUUCUACAUACUGUCUAGUACACAUCACGUCACCGUCACCGUCUAUUACACACCGACUUGUUAGGUGUACUACUGGCAGCAUCUCCUCCUCCUGCACACAGAAGUACUUAGAAAUUAGAUCUUCCUUGCGAAAAUCUCCAUACAGUGACUCUAUUUCUUCUAUCAGCAUAAGGUUUAUCCAUCUGACUGACGUCUUCCCACAAAGCCUUCUCUAAAACGAAGCAACAGAAAGAUCUGAAGGCGGAAGUGAAGAAAGCGGAAAAUACGCUAGCGAACAAGAAGGCCAGCGCUGUAAAUUACGGCUACACAUUAACAUAGCAACAACACGAAUGAAUCAAGAUCAACAGCGCUGUAAAUAGGCAAGAACAUCAACAAUGAAUCUUUCUCAAAAAUACGAUAAACAUAAAGACAGGUCAAAUCAAAUGCCGGUAGGAGGUAAUGCUGAUGGCUCUAAAGAAAAGAACAAAAGAAACGCGAGAAGGCGGAAAAAGAUUUCAAGGAUGUCGAGGUACAUACGUGUAGGUAGUUUGUUUUGUGUAUCCUUCGAAGGAUUGAAUCCUGGAUUUUUCUGAUGUUUUCUCUUCAGCACUAGCCCCUUUGUAGUCAGAAUAUAUCCGUGAUGAUAUAGGUUGAGGUGUGUUUAGAGAAGAUUUAUCGUUACCUCAUAAGUAGAGCAUGCUGAUAUCCGUAUGUUGCCUGAAAUAUAGUGUAAAUGUAACCUACUCUUUUGUUCCCUCACUCCACGACCUGCAGAUGUGACCACUUCUCUUCUUCCUCGCACCACCUACAGGCAACCAGAGAACAGAAGACCGCCCAAGUAGCAGAGGCUGCGAGGAAACGGGAUGAGCAGAAGAGUAAAAUGGACGCCUUUACGCAUGAAAUAGCAGAGUUCAAGCGGAAGAUUCAAGCGCUUUCAGCCGGCGUCUCAGAGAAUAACGAAGAGGGUGCCAGUGUCCAUCAGCAGGUGCUUGACGUCCAGAGGCAGAUCCAGGAACAUGAAGGUACUUCUUUCUAUAGAUUAUUUGCAGUACUGGUACUAGCCGACGUCGUACACAGCUUACUAGUACGACAGGAGGGGUGAUUUGCUUCGAUCUAGACUCUCAACUACAUUUUUUUUUUUUAACAGCACACGGGAACACAUAGUACAUAGGCACACCAAAAAAACUACGUCGACAAAUGAUCCUCGAUUCAAUUAUAAGUAUAUCAAAACUGUCUGGUACGUCCUGGUCCUCCACAUCUCCUCCUCCACCACACAAAUAUCAAAGGUAAAAAGUCCCGUGCUGGCUUGAAGAAGAGAGCUUUGCUUCAAGACAUUCCUGAGCAGGAAAAGAGAAUGAAAUCGCUUCAGAGUGACAUAAAAAAGCAAGACGAGAAUAUCGCUAAGCUUGAACAACAGAUGGAAUCCGCAAAACAUAAACUCGAAAGUUGCGGUUUCACGCCAGAAGAGUACUGCAAGCAACUUGUUCUUGUUGUUCUGCUCAGAUACUCGAAUACACUCAGAUAAUAAUAUGCGAGUAAGUAACUGAGAUUAUUCCCUAGCAUAAUCGGGUACUUUAGUCUUUCGAUUAAUCGGAACCACAAUAAUUAAUGUUCUUGUCGCCUCUUCUUCGCGUUGUUCAUGACCAGCAUGAUGUUGGUGAUAUUUGUCUCGAAAGUAACUAGAUUGCUGCACCCUAACUCCCAUACCUCCCAUAAUAACAGGCGAGACGAUUGCACCCAGAAGUAUGAGAAUGCGAAAGCGCAGAAAAACCAGCACUGGAACGCUAUGCAAGAGAAGGGCAUGUGGAGGAGAUAUGAAUCCUACAUAGCGGACUACACACCACCUCCAGGCUUCGAUAGGAGUCGAGUAAAGGGCAGUGUGAUACAGCUGUUGAAGGUAGUUUCUCUUUCUUUUGUGGGGAUUGAGUAAAAGUACUGACUAGAUAGAUUGAUGACCCUAUUUUUGAAGUUUUUCUUCAUCACGUUGAUGACCUUUCUCUUUCCAAUCCAUACAGAUAAAAGAAGGGUAUGAAGAUUGCAUUGACGCCUUUGAGAUUAUGGCUGGUAACAAGCUGGCUAAUGUCAUCGUUGACGGACCCGAGACAUCAAAACUGCUUAUCGCCGAGAAAUGCAUGAAGCAUCGUACUACUUUUGUGCCGUUGGUGGGGUUGGAGAAAAAUUUAUGGUUUGGUCGGGAUGGUCGUGCCCAUGGAUCAAGGGAAAUAUAUUUUCUUAGAUCUUUAUAGAUAGGUGGAGAAAUCUCGAUGUAGAUAACAAGUAAAGUUGGCUCGUGACCUCCGCAAGAAUAAUCAAUUUGAUACUCUCUGUCUGAUAUUAGGACACUUAGCGAGGCGCGCAAGCGCAUACAUCAUAUGUUGGUGGAACAACAACAACUUGUAGUUGUCAACAAGUCUACUUGCAGAUGAGUAACUUAAAGGUCACUACUAGUACAACUUUAUCAACGACUGCCCUAAUUCUGCCUUUGUCUCAGAGGCGCUUGGAUCGUGCGAGGGAAAUAGCGGCUCAGAAGGGCUGCAAGAAACUAAUCACGCGGCUUAUCUUAUGAUGACCAGCUCUGAAGCUGUACUUACUUUCUUUUAUACAGUUCCACUAUAUUUAGAAAUUUAGACUUUGAAGCGUCCUCGGUAUACCUCAUGACUACAUGAUGAUGAUGAUCUAAGAAGAAGCGUAAACUCAAGUGGUUCUUGAUGUUGAAAAUAGACUACUUCUGCAACUAAGUACUUACAAACUACUACUACAGUUACUUCCUAUAUUAUCAUGCUGCGCAAUAUAAGAACUCAAGGUAAUAAAUUCCCUCCCCGUAGGGGCUAUAUCGCCCUCCUGACGGUGAAGAUGUUGCCCUUAAAUUUCCUUCCGAUCACGCCAAGACCGUGGGUCUUAUGGCGUGGCUUCUCUUCUAACGUGAGACGUAAUCCAGUUCCCCAGCGACUUGCGAUCCGCUUUUGAGUUCCUCUUCGGCAAUGUCCUGAUUGUCGAGGACACGGCUCACGCUCGAGCGAUCUUUGACCACAAAGAAGUGAGCACAGUCUGCGUGACUAAGGUAUUUUUAGCUACUUACUCAGCGCAUUUCUAUGCAAGCAUAUUUCAUGAACAGGGUUACUUCUACGGUUGUACUCAAUUUCAUUCUAUGUGUAACUCGUUGGAAAUUGAUAGCACUAGUUGUACUAGUGACUACAAACGUUAUCCAAUCCAAUUCUACAUUUCCACUUGUUGCUCCAACGGCAACAUCUAUCCCAAUCCAUGUUCGGACUCUCAGCUCGGCGACACGUACAAUCCAUCGGGACUUGUAAGCGGUGGUGGCAAGCCACAAGGUGCUGGUAGACUGCGUCAAUUUGGAGAGUACAGGGAACUAAAAUCGCAAUAUGCUAAGAUUGAAGAGACAAUCAAGUCUUUAUGAAGAUUCUAUUGUAAGAACGCCAACUAGUACUAGUAAGAGGACCAUUGAGAUUGAUUGACAUUGAGAUUGUUUUUGGAAGUUCUGCUUCAAAAUCUUCUUAUUUCGAGGUGUCUUUGGGGGAUUCCUCCAGUAGUUUGGAAGACCACCAGAGCACAGACCUCCUUCCUCUACUUCUUCACGAAAAUAAUGAACCAGUUUGCUCUCACUCUCCUUCAUCUAAGACAAGAAGAGGCACGAUGGGCGCAACUAAUGGCAAAUCAGAGCAAGUAUCGCAAGCUAGACGACGAUGUUCGUAUAUUGCGAACAAAGCUCGAAGGCCUCUUCGAACUCCGGGAAACGUCCACGGGUGGGCAGGUGGAAGCGCAAAUUCAAAGAAUGCGAUUGGAAUUGCAGGAGCUGGAAGCUUUUUUUUAUGGCAGAUCCAGAUCCAUCGUUCGCCGGUGUUUUUAGAUCAUGGUAUCUCAGUAGUAGACCAUAGUACAGCUUCUAAUCCCUGGAAUCCUACGACAGCCAUGAGGAGACGCUCCAGCGGCAGUUCCAGUCUUUGAAAAAAGAGCAGGAGACUCUGAAUUCGUCAGCAGGAGACCGACAGAAGCAGUAUCAGAAAGAGAUAGAACUGCGAGAAAAGGAGAAAAAUUAUGGUCAUUUUUUCUCCAUCUUUCGCGGCAUCUUGGUUCCCGCCCUUUACCCUGUUGUAUUCUCAUGGAAUACAACGACAAGGGCAAGGGGUUCAUCAACAUGAGGAAGCCGACAUAGUAAAUACUUAGAAACUGACUGCUCAGCUCUAAACAAAGCCAGUUGAAAAAGAACUAUCGAAAGCAGAGCUGGAGGUCGGGCGCCUGACAGGCGAACAACAGUCAACUGAGGAAGACUCUUUGCGUGCGCAUAAAGCAGCGGAAGAUGCUCAGAAAGCAUAUCAUUACGAAAGUCAGAAACAUUUCAUGAUCUUCGUACUAGUGUCUAUUCUUGGACCCCAUCAGGCCAAGACUAACUCCAAGAUACUUCACGACAAUCCUCUUCUAAUCUCCCACCCUCGAGACUGAAUGCGAAAAUCUUGCGGGAGAGCUGGAAACAAACAGGAAGACACUAGAGGAGAUAAACGCGAAAGUGGAAGAAUUCGAAGAUACGGUAAAGCGCUGCAGCGCAGAAGUCCUCGACCUCCAAAAGGAGAAGAGGGAAGCAGACAGGAGAAUGACAGAUCUCGAAUUGGAUUAUGAAGACGAUAUCUUAAUCAUGUGUAGAGGUUGUUGUAGCGUGUUGCUGUAGAAUGUCAGGGUAGUUUUUUUGUUCUUUUUGCUUUUCACAAUCACAUCAACAUAACCCGAUUUCCAUUCAUGUUCUUGGUCUAAUCCAAAUUGGUGUGAUUCGUCCUCUAAUCCAAAGUGAAGCAUGCAGAACAGACCCUAGAAAAGGCGACGAAGGACGUGAAGGAGUCUGCAGGUGUCGUGCAGGCAUGGCUCAAAAAGCAUCCAUGGAUAAUCAAGGAGUUAUGACAGAUGAAAUUAAGUAUUUAAGUGUUGACUUGCAGAAUAACCGACUUUUUCCACACUUUUAGGGACCUUAACACACCAACAAAAACAAAAAUGUCACCCUGUUGCAACUCGUCUCUGUCCUGUAAUCAGGAUCUUGUUCAUCUCGUGUAAGAUAAGAUUUUUGGCUAUCUAAGGUUCGCAAGAGUAUUUAAGUGUUGAACGUCUUGGGCAACUCGUCCAAUUAAUUGCGGCAGUAGGUGGAUAGGAUAAUAUCCGAAAGGGGGAUAGGUAUGAUCCACCUGUCCUUUUACUCUUCUAAUCCCCGAGCCCUUCUUUGGGAAGAAAGGGUCUGACUUCGAUUUCGAGCGGACCUGUCCUAAGGAAGCGAAACGCAGACAGACCGAUCUGGAAAUGCAACAAAAAACGCUUUCAAGAGGGGUCAACAAAAAGGUGAUGACGCAGUUCGAGUCGGCGCAGAGACAGUUAUGGUUGGAGUCAGUGAACUAUUUUAGUGACUAGUGUUCGGAACACAGUACUAGAGAUCCACCUGUCUUUCUACUUCUUACCACCUCUACUUAUCUAAGUCUAAAAAAAGGUAGAAGAACAAACCGAAACCCAACAUCAACAACUAGUACCCAGUGUGGAGCUACUCAUACUCUCAUUUUUAUCAUUUUCUAAACGACCACGACGAGCUGAUUUCCAAGCGCAACAUCCUUGUGAACGAUAAGCAAAGUAUAGACCAGCUCAUAGAGGAUCUCGAUAAAAAGAAGGAGACCGCUUUGCGAGCUACGUGUGCUACCGUCAACAAAAACUUCGGCGAAAUUUUUGCAGCGCUCUUGCAUGGCGCAUUUGCGAAGUUGGAAGCGCCACAGGAGAUGGAUGAGCUAGAAGGCCUGGAGAUUAAAGUGGCUUUCAACGGCAAGUGGCAGGCCUCCUUACAACCGCUUAGUGGAGGACAGAAAUCCCUUUAAGGCUAGUAUAUAAGCUCUGUAUCCCUACAUACUAUCCCAACAUGUGGACUAUGGAUGCUGAGUGAAGUCCCGCUUGUUUUAAAAAGAGCGUGAGAGUGAGAGUUGACCUUAAGCACCCCUUCAUGUUCUAGCUCCUCUCUGUGCUCAAUGAUCAGGGGCUUCUCGUUGUGGUUUUGAAGCUCUGUAUCCCUAAGUACAUACUAUCCCAUGUGGACUAUGGAUGCUGAGUGAAGUCCCGUUUGUUUUAAAGGGGAAAACAGUGGGGACGAAAAGGGGAAGAACUCAUUCAACUACCAGGCAUCAGGUAUAGUGAGUGGGGAAAAGGGAACGGAUUCAACUACCAGGCAUCAGGUAUAGUGAAAAACUAGCGCCGCUAAUCCUUGCUAGCAUUAAGCUUAGUGCUCGCUCUGUUGAAAUUCAAACCGGCACCGAUGUACAUCUUGGACGAGGUGGAUGCUGCUUUGGAUUUGUCGCAUACGCAGAAUAUCGGAAUGAUGAUCAAACAUCACUUCCCUCAUUCGCAGUUUAUCUUAUGACACCAAGAAUUGAUCUACUUCAGUAGUCAGUAGUCUUUGUUGUGGUAGAAAGAGAAAUAGAAUCUGACACUCGAGUAUUCUCGCCAACUAGAACGAACCAAUGAACCGACCAAACAAUUCAUGUGGAGCACUAGAACCAGCCAACCAAUUCAGCUGCUAGAAGAAGAUACAAGUGCGAUUCCAAAAGUGAGUUUCUUCGAAUACUAUCAUGUUAACCUCCACGCAGCUGACGCUGAGGUGGGUGCAAGAAGUGCAAAGGGCUCCUUUUCCCCAACAGUAAAGAACCUCUACUUCUCCGACCCCAAAUCUGAUCUCUAAUCUCCAUCGUCAGUCUCAAACAGGGUAUGUUCGACAAUGCCAACGUGCUGUUUAGGACCGCAUUCGUCGACGGCUGCUCCCAAGUCACUAGGAAGGCUAUUAAGCAAGACACCAAGCCUAAGGACAAGGACGGCGCAGUGGAAGAAAAGGGUGCUGAUGGUGACGGCCAGAGGAAAACAAAGCGACGAAAGCCGGGUUUGGAUGCGGGCAACCUUUUGGGUGCCUGAGAUGAAGGAAUUUAACACUAUGAAGAUGCCCUCGUCGUGAAUCCUUAAAUCCCUAGUACACACUUACUGAUGCUGAUGAUCACAACUAGCGCAGAAGAAAAGAUCUUGUUGUUUUGAUGAUUACAUUUACAUUUACAAGCCACUAGAACUACGAAGAACUUAUCAAAUCACACCUACAUCACUAAUAUUAGGUGAAUAAAUAAAGUCAAAUUAAGUAACCCACACUGAAUCGGUCGGACCAGGCGAAGAAGCAGUGUAUUUGCGAAGUUAAUACGAACUAAAUUUAAUAGCCCCAACAACAUGAGUAGAGCAUGAGAGGUUCGACGACCACACGCACAUACAUAUGUCCGUCAAGUUGGACUUCCUACUUCAACAUAAUUUGCUAGUCUUUUUUUGCACUUGUGAAUGAACUUUUUUGGUGCUCAAUCAAAACCAACAUCUUCAUCAUAGGUAGUGAUCCCGAACCCAGUAGCGGGUUGGUCGGUCCUCGCAUUCAGAUCAUCCUAUGUACUUGUGAAGAACAUAUUCGCUCCACCACAAGAAGAACCGACGCAUAAGUCUCGUUUUUUUUGGAUCGAGCAAGACCCACUCCUCGAC
Amoebophrya sp. A25 is the source of this 10360-nucleotide messenger RNA. The record is from the annotation of a GenBank genome assembly. Lineage: Eukaryota; Dinophyceae; Syndiniales; Amoebophryaceae.